Molecule: messenger RNA, 6396 nt
Organism: Callorhinchus milii (elephant shark)
Lineage: Eukaryota; Metazoa; Chordata; Chondrichthyes; Chimaeriformes; Callorhinchidae
Gene: raraa
Product: retinoic acid receptor, alpha a
Exons: 8
Coding region: 1291-2652 (453 amino acids)
Biological process (GO): regulation of transcription by RNA polymerase II; retinoic acid receptor signaling pathway; cellular response to corticotropin-releasing hormone stimulus
Cellular component (GO): transcription regulator complex; nucleus
Molecular function (GO): zinc ion binding; nuclear receptor activity; nuclear glucocorticoid receptor binding
Source: RefSeq, a predicted model, not a curated record
UCCUAUGUUCCUAUGGGAGGAAGGGGGUGAGUUGGAGGGACUUCAAGAUAGAGUGCCAGAGAACGGGGGCAGAAUGGCUGAACGCUCACCAAUCAAGCAUUAGGAGUGAGUGUUAGCAGGUUAUUGAUUGCAGGAGAUGAUCGCAGCUCUGCAGAAUCUUGUCCUCGCACUUUCUACAAUUCCCAGUGAUGUCAACAAAGGGGGAAACAGACAACAGUGAAUUGGGGAAGUGGGUAAUGAACAGUCCUGGUGUUCAGCCAGGUGACAAAUGGCCUGGUAAUGCUAGCCUGACCUGUGCUGAUUCUGCUUCAGUUUAUCACUGUUCCUCCCUCUAAUCUCACGCCAUCAAUUGCAAACCUUACGUCCGUUCCAAAAAUGUUAGUUUUACAAAAAGUAGUCUGUGAAAAUUAUGAAUGGCCCAUUAGCUGGACUGUGUGUCACCCUUUCUUAGGCUUGUUGAGUGUGUUAAACACUGUCAGCCUCCCCUCCGCAGCUCUCGUUGUUCCUGUGUUCCAUUACAGGCGGCAGGAGGUGGUCGCUGACUGGUUUGAUUGACAAGAAUAUUUGCAGCACAGAGAGAGCGAGCGAGAGAGAAAGCGAGUGGGAUUGAGAGGGGCUGAAUGUGAUCUCAGAAAGCGAGGGUCAUUUGAAGGUUAGCUGCCAGGGAAAGGGUUCAGUGAGAGUUCAGGCGCAUAUUUUAAGCAAAUGAAUCCUUUAAACCCAGUGACAGAGAGAGGGAGGGAAGGGAGAAGGCAGCAGAGAGGCUCCACUGCAUCUUAUUCACAACCACAUAGCAGGGGAGACCGGAGGAGCAGGACUUAAACUCUGCAGUUUAUUGUCACACGCAGCAGCCUGGCAAUCACAGGGGCCUUUGAUGGAGGUGUGAUUUGGACUCUGAGCUGCUCUCUGAGAGGAAGGCGUGGGGAGCGGGGAUGCUGCUGUGAGUGUGUGUGUUUGUUCGCUCUCGCUCUGUAGGGCUUGGUGCUGCUGUGGUAUUUCAGUGAUAAAUGAAGAGUUGGAUUGAUUACAGGAUCACGGCUUCACCAGCUGCAAGUGAGCAUGAUUCUGGGACCCAGAUACAACAACAGAAACAAAAUCAAACAUGAUCCCUCGUGCUAACUCUGGUCUCGUCCCCUUUUGACUGAGAGGUGCUGGUCCUGGGCUAAUGCUAAUUUGCAGCCUAUCAAAGCCGGUCUGAAGGAAGCAAAGAGAGAGAGAGAACAGGGACCUGCGACUGUUUGCCUGCAGAUCAGCUUCAGGGGCAGUUUGUCUUCUGCUCCCUUCUGUCUCAUGAUGUUUGACUGCAUGGAUGUGUUGACAGUAAAUCCAGGACAGCUGGUGGAUUUUUACUCUCAAAGCCCUUCCUGCCUGCUCCAGGACAAGGGAUCCAGCCCACCCUGCUUCAUUGGGAUCGGACACAAAGACUGGCAGAGGCUUCCCCACCCUCAGUCCAUAGAAACACAGAGUACCAGCUCAGAGGAAAUAGUGCCCAGCCCACCCUCUCCACCCCCUCCUCCGCGUGUAUACAAACCCUGCUUCGUCUGCCAGGACAAGUCGUCAGGCUAUCACUAUGGAGUCAGUGCUUGCGAAGGAUGCAAGGGUUUCUUCAGGAGAAGUAUUCAGAAGAACAUGGUGUACACCUGCCAUAGAGACAAGAACUGCAUCAUCAACAAAGUCACACGCAAUCGAUGCCAGUACUGCCGGCUACAGAGGUGCCUGGAAGUGGGGAUGUCUAAGGAAUCUGUGCGGAAUGACAGGAAUAAGAAGAAGAAGGAGGUUCCCAAGCAGGAGUGUUCAGAGAGCUACACAAUCACACCCGAGAUCGAGGACCUCAUAGAGAAAGUCCGCAAGGCCCAUCAGGAAACCUUCCCAGCAUUGUGUCAGCUCGGCAAAUACACAACUAAUAACAGUGCUGAGCAGAGGGUAACAUUAGAUAUCGAUCUCUGGGACAAGUUCAGUGAACUCUCGACAAAGUGUAUUAUUAAGACAGUCGAGUUUGCCAAACACCUGCCUGGAUUCACCACUCUGACCAUCGCUGACCAAAUCACCCUCCUCAAAGCUGCCUGUCUGGACAUCUUGAUCCUGCGAAUCUGUACCAGGUAUACCCCCGACCAGGACACCAUGACCUUCUCUGAUGGCCUUACCCUCAACAGAACACAGAUGCAUAAUGCUGGCUUUGGCCCUCUCACAGACCUGGUGUUCGCCUUUGCCAAUCAGCUACUGCCUCUGGAGAUGGACGAUGCAGAGACAGGACUCCUCAGCGCCAUCUGUCUCAUCUGUGGAGACCGGCAGGACCUGGAGCAGGCAGAGAAAGUGGACAAGUUGCAGGAGCCGUUAUUGGAAGCUCUGAAGAUCUAUGUGAGGAAGAGGCGGCCGAACAAGCCACACAUGUUUCCCAAGAUGCUGAUGAAGAUCACGGACCUGCGCAGCAUCAGUGCCAAAGGUGCUGAGCGGGUUAUUACCCUCAAAAUGGAGAUUCCAGGAUCCAUGCCACCGCUCAUUCAGGAAAUGCUGGAGAAUUCUGAUGGACUCGACCCUUCCUGCUCUCCUUGUAGCAAAAGCAGCGUGGCCCGUCCGUGUAGCAGUCCCAGCCCCAGCCCCAGCAUGUCUCCCAGCUCUGCCAGCAGCAGCCCCACCACACAGUCACCGUAGCUUCAUGAACAACACAGGGCGAGUGAGUCGGACUCUCACUCACUCGACAUUUGAUGUGAUUAUAAGCCGGAUAAGCUGCACAGCGCCGCCGCAAGUUUGUAGCCGCGUUUCCUGCAGCAGUUUGUGGAAGACAGAAUGGAACUGGCACCCUGCUCCGCCACACAGAAGCUCUCACUGAAAAACACAACGAACAAUGGCCCAGAGCUGCACUGAGCAAACGAUCUGAACUCUUACAACCCCUGAAAUAAGAAUCAAUCGUUGCCACAGAACCCUGCAAGCACUGAGCCUCUGGUGGCUGCAGAGCAACGCUUGAGUUAAAGCUAGGAGAGAACUGUGAAGACCCUCGUUUUUGUUUUUUUUUGUUUUGAAUUUUAUUUUCCUCCUUGUUUAUUUUCCAUCAUCUCAUUUAAUUUCUAGCUGAUAGUCACACAGGUUCACCAGCAGAAACCCGAUUGUGUCGGAACACAAAGGAACAAAGCAAAGUUUAUAGAAAUGAAACCAGUUUUUACAAAAAAAUUACCAUUUGGAUGAUUUUCAGCAUUGUUUAACAUUGGGUUUAUCAGAAGGAAACAAAAAUGACACUUUUGCGAAUGAGUUGUUUAUGUAAAAGAAUGAAGGUAACUAGGUCAAUCUAGGGAUGUUUGUAAAUAAGCUGUUCUGCUCAAUAUGCUCCAAAGAGUUCCCAACCCUCUAUGCCUUUGUUCACUAGAUGUUCAUGUUAAGCACAUUUAUUCUGAGAGAAUGAGAGAGGUCCUGUAGGUCUGGAAAUCUACCAGCUUGAUGUGUGCACACACACAUACACAGGAUACAUUUAUAACCACUGCCAUCUAUUGAUUGGGAAUUGGUUGGGAUGGGCAGGACACUGGGUUAAAACACUGUCCUCUUUUUCUGGAAUUUAAAGUCCAGUGUGAGCAGCAGAUCGCUGGAUCUGUGGGCUAUUGUUGACUGGGUGCUGAAGGUUGGAAAGUGCGCUGAGAUGGACUGUCCAGAUCCCUACGUUUUAUCAUAGAAUCACUUUUCAAAAAAGAUAAAUUAUUUCCACCUUUUAAAAAUCCCAGUGUUUUUUUUAAGAAAUAUAAGUGAAGUAAAACCUCUUGUAACCUUUUACUGAUCAAUUCAGGUUCCUCUGUAGUCCAGCUCAAGAAGUUCUCAGUGGGUUAGAUUGACUGCAGUUGCUCGCAAUGGCUUGAUCGCACCAGUAGUGUCUUUGGCGGAGUGGAAUUUGAGCUUCUCAGGGUUUUGACCAGCAGUUACUGUGAGCAAAGACCCAACACAGUGCUCAGUAAAGGUGUGACUGACUGGACAUGAGAAGGAACGGCUGCUGUGUCUUUCCACCACAUCUUUAUUGGCUCUCAAUGAUCUAGUUAUAAUUCUGCUUUAAAACUGCGUUGGAUAUUUUUGGAUAUUUGAUACUGCUGAGUAUCUAGUCACACACAUCUCAAAGGGUGAAACACAGGCAAUAAAUAACUCAAAACAAAUGAGCUGACACAGGCUGGGAGCAAGUGUUGCUCUGGGUCACUUCCACUUUGUGUUGCUCUCUACCUCCUGUAGCCCCACACCACAGGGCCAUCAAAAUCCACAAUUUUGCUCUUUCACACCCAUCAGCUGAGUUUUGGGGUUGGGGCUGAGCUGUGGCUGAGGCUGAACUGGGCUGGGGGUGAAUUCAAGUGAUGCAAAACAGAUGGGAGUUCAGAAAGAACAGCAUUUACCAAAACAAUUUAAACAAUUUGGCAAAUAUCCCCUCCCCCACAACACCGACUCCUUAAAAAAUGAAUUCAGUGCUACCUGUUUAGGAUCAGUUUAGGUUCCUGUGUAAAGAAAUGGGCUGAAGCAAAGGUUGUUGCUGCUGCUACAAACACCAGCUAUAUUGACUUUCAGUCCAGACUGCGAGCCGCUGUGAGUGUCUGUGUUUCCAGUGAUUACUCCAUUGGUCUUCAAAACAAUGGAACUCGUUGGACAGCAAAUGAGGAAAAUAAGACUUGAGUUUUUCUUGUUUGGUUUGGGGUAAAUUCCAGGCCCCAGGAAUCACUCUCAUCUCCCAGCCUUGGCUGAGAUUCAGUCAGGGCCUACUUCCUGUUUAGUAAUUGCUUUGGGGGUGAUGAGGAGAUAAGCUAUGAAGGUCAGCAGGCACAGAAUGGCUUUAUUUAACUCAUCUAUCCAUCAGCACCACUCAGGCAGAAUGGAUUUGAAGCUGUAGAUAUGAACAGACCUGCUGGAAUCUGCUUAUCUGAUUGAUUUACAUCCUGCAGGCUUCCCAAGAGUUGGUCUGGUUGAGUUUGACGCAAUUGGGCAUCAGGUUAGGUUUGAGGGAGAUGGAGAACUCACAAUCACAUUUGUCUUUUGUUCCUCUUCUUUCCACCAAAUACCCAGUGGUUCUGCCCAUCCAGCCAGUCCCUUUAAUGAGACACCAAUCCCGCUCAUUAUGUGCUUCAGCGUCACCUGUGCUGCCCAGCAGUUUAAAUGAAAGAAUUGUGUAUAAUUUGACCAGAAUUCACAUCUUACAAAUCGCAACAGAACUUGGCUGGUCAGGAGGCCUUGUGGUAACCCAACUGUAAUGUGGCACCUUGAGGAGUAAUGGUGCCGGCAGCCAGAUUGGCAACAUUGAGAUAUAUACCUGGGGAGGGAGGGUCUGAGGUUAUGAUUUAUCCUCGAGAUUAUAGCAAAAUGUGUUGUUCUUACUCCCCUCCCCCCAACCCACCCACUCACUGUACUGGAGGAUCACUGGGGGAAGGGUUGAGGCCAUGCUUUAUGCACCUUAAACCUCUCCUGUCAAAAAGCAAACGAGCUUCCCACAGAUAAGGGUAGGAGAAAGCUGGUCUUCUCUCUUAGCAAAGCACGUUCUCCACCCCCACCCCCAGUGAAGCAGACACGCCAGCAGUGAGGCAGGAUUCCCUAACACAGCUUAGAAUUUUUUAUAUAUACUAUUUAUUUAAUUUUUUAGAAAAAUAAUGAGUGAAACAAGCUCACCUGGUUUGCCCAGGUUAGAGUUGCUGUCGGCAGAAAGGCAAGUUAACUGCUGGCGUGAGGAAAGGUGCCAGCCACUGAUCACUGCGCUCAUUAUGCAUUGAUGAGGGCUAAAAUGCACAGACUGUGACGAGGCAGGUGGGCUUGCUGUCAGGGUCUGAGUAUCCCUUGCGCCAGCUGGAUGUGGUCACUGGCUCAUUAGAAAAGGCGUUCCUUAUCCUGCUGGUGACCAGACCCUUGUGUUAAUGAGCACGAGCUCACACGCAGGGAAGGAGACGGUGUUGGAAUCUUACUUGUGACACGGAUCUGCACAGGGUAUUGGGGGGUUAUGGCCGUGGGCCACAUACGUUCGUUCCAAUGUUCCAUGGUGAGAUGGCCACAGGUGUCCUCCACGUCCUCACUGCUGCAUGUUAUUGCUUCAUCCUGUGAUUGCAAACCAACUCCCACCCCAGCUUUCCUCCCAGACCAGUGACAGCACGUGUCUGUCUCUGUAUGUAAGUGGCGACGUGACUCGAUUCAGUGUCAUAUUUACAUGUUUUUUCUAUUGUAAAGCCCCCCCUGUGGUUUUAUCAAAUUAAGGUACAGUUACACAUUUGGUUGAAUCAUUAACCUGACGCCUCAACUGUUAUUGAUGAGUUCUUGUUCUGUCAAUGGAUGUGUUAGUGUACCGGGUCAGACUGUACAGUAAGACUUCCUAUAACAAGGCUUUCUCUGUGCAGAUGUUACUGUUAAACUUUUCAUGAAGUCUACUGGCAAAAGAAUAAAGUUAUAUUUAUUCUA